Periophthalmus magnuspinnatus is the source of this 822-nucleotide messenger RNA. It is a transcript of the gene psmb9a, whose product is annotated as proteasome 20S subunit beta 9a. Gene Ontology annotation, cellular component: proteasome core complex. Lineage: Eukaryota; Metazoa; Chordata; Actinopteri; Gobiiformes; Gobiidae. Bases 137 to 787 code for a protein of 216 amino acids. The transcript has 6 exons. Gene Ontology annotation, molecular function: threonine-type endopeptidase activity. The record is from RefSeq and is a predicted model, not a curated record.
CGAUCUUGUCCGGUAAAUAUGGAGUCGCUGUUUGGCUAAAAAGACGAAUAAAUAUAAGAUCAAAACGACUGUAAUCACACCGAGAGCCCAUAUACGUUUUACUGCAACAUCGACCGUGCGUCCUUCGUGCGUAAACAUGCUGGGAGAGAAUGAGCCCGAGUGGUUGUCCGAGGAGGUGAAAACUGGAACAACUAUCCUUGCCAUAGAGUUUGACGGAGGGGUCGUGCUCGGAUCUGAUUCACGAGUCUCUGCAGGGGCUUCAGUGGUAAACAGAGUAAUGAACAAACUUUCUCAACUCCAUGACAAAAUCUAUUGCGCGCUUUCCGGUUCUGCUGCAGACGCUCAAACCAUUGCAGAGGUGGUCAACUAUCAGCUGGAUGUCCACAGUAUGGAAAUCGGAGAAGACCCCCAAGUUCGCUCCGCUGCCACUUUGGUCAGAAACAUCUCAUACAAAUAUAAAGAGGAGCUGUCAGCACAUCUGAUAGUGGCUGGAUGGGACAGGAGAAAAGGAGGACAAGUUUAUGCAACAUUAAAUGGACUCUUGACCCGUCAGCCCUUUGCUGUUGGAGGCUCUGGGAGUUCUUAUGUGUAUGGAUUUGUGGACGCAGAAUAUCGAAAAGGCAUGAGCAAAGAGGAGUGUCAAAAGUUUGUUGUCAACACCCUGUCUUUGGCGAUGAACAGAGAUGGCUCAAGUGGAGGUGUGGCUUAUCUUGUCACAAUUGAUGAACAUUGCACAGAAGAGAAAGUCAUUCUGGGAAACGAUUUACCCACAUUUUAUGAUCAGUGAGACAAAUGCAGCCUGGAAUAUGUAAAAAUACUAAA